Molecule: messenger RNA, 1425 nt
Organism: Moneuplotes crassus
Lineage: Eukaryota; Ciliophora; Spirotrichea; Euplotida; Euplotidae
Source: the annotation of a GenBank genome assembly
AUUCGUAUAACCCCAUAAAUGGACAAAGGCCAAAUGCAUCUGUGGAUUAACAGGAGGAAACAUGUCGGUGAUAGAAGAGAGAUCCUCAGUGACCCAGGUAUCCAAAAAGUAGUGCUUCAUCCAGAGAAAAUGGUUAUGAUUAAUCAGACAGAAACUGACGCUUUGUCAAUAGAUCAUGAAAGAAAAUAAACUGAUGAGCAAUGAAACAAAAGUCCAGACAAUGUUUUCGAACAAGAGGAUAUCUAACGGGUUUGAAAGUGUGAAAACUACUCGUUUAAAUGAUAAGAAUGAUCUCUGCCCACCAAUUUAUCCCAAGAUUCUCAGACCUUCACACGAGAUAAUGAGGAAGAUCAAUGUAAAUAAUGUCAUUAAGAAGUUCAAGAAAUCUUUUAUGAGAAAUUCCAGACGUAUCAUCGAUCAACCUCAAUAUGUAACUGAUUAUCAGAGGAUCAGAAAAUACAAGAGUUAUGAGAAGAUAGCAAGGGCUCGCAGACUAGCUUCUCUUAACUCCAAAUCGCAAUCCCAUCUUUAUGGGAAUUAUAAACAUUUUGUAAAUAAGAUCAAGUCUGGAAAUCUUCAAAAGAUCAAACAUGGCAACACCAAUUUUUCACUCAGGAAUCCUCAGCUUAGGCUUGGAGCUUUCAGUCCUGCGCUAACCAGAGGUUUAUUUUCAAAUUUAUCGAACUGGGAGCCAGCAAAUGGGAAACAAAUCAAAUCAAUUGUAGAUGAAGUAGAAAAACCAAUAGAUGAUUCUCCAAUGAGAGAAACCGUAGAAAAUGAGAGCUCUGAAAGCUCUCUAUCUCAAAGGAACAUAAAGUAUACCACCAUUGUCAGAUACUUCAGUGAUAGCAAGGAAGGAUCUACUUCAAGCUCCGAGAUAUCUGAAGAUUUUAAGGAAAACUUGGGGAAAAUCCAAUCACAGAAAUAAGGAAAAGAACUUUGCAAAGUACAUUGAUAAAGCAGUCAAGAUAGACUUGUACCAUGAAGCGGAGAAAGAUCUAGCCCAUAAACCAGACCCUCUACAGAGCAUGAAGGAUAUCGAAUCAAUUAUCGAACGUGAGAAAUGGAAGAAAGAGCAUUAUGAUAAAAUCAAGUCCAGGUCAAAGCCUCAGCUUCUCACUACAAUUCAGUCGGAAUAUUAUAGAAAUAAAAUGAAAGGGAAUAAUAAGUACAUGAAGAUGAAGAAGAACUUGUCCAAAGCAUUUAAUAUAUCUGAAAGAAGGGCUCCAUUACCCAAGAAGAAGCCAAGUUUGAAUACGAAGUUUCAACUCAAAGAACUGUAUUCCCCACUCCCCGCAAAUACAUCUCCUGGGCAGAAGAUUGGAUAUUCUCAAAACAAAGAUGACGGAGUUAAGAUUGGAACAAGGGUUCUACAGAAGAGAUUCAGGAAACAAAAAUAUUAACUUUCAAUUUGUAAAGAUUAAG